This is a messenger RNA of Oncorhynchus masou masou (cherry salmon), 10624 nucleotides long. It is a transcript of the gene lrrc8ab, whose product is annotated as leucine rich repeat containing 8 VRAC subunit Ab. The coding region runs from base 4884 to 7271 and encodes 795 amino acids. The transcript is spliced from 9 exons. The record is from RefSeq and is a predicted model, not a curated record. Lineage: Eukaryota; Metazoa; Chordata; Actinopteri; Salmoniformes; Salmonidae. Gene Ontology annotation, molecular function: protein binding.
UUCAGUGACAGCAUUGUUAGCAGCUAAAAACAUGGAUUCGCUCACUGGUUAUGAUAAUCUAAAACCAAAGCCAUUGAGCAUUUCCUGGAGAAGCAUAUGUUUCUUCUUCUAUGGUGUGACAAGCGACAAAAAGCGUACUAUUGCCACCUAUUGGAAACUGGUAUAGGUACAGGCUGCAGUGCUCUGAUAAAGACAACAGAUGAACAGAAGACAAGUCAAAAAUGUAUUUCUGCUAGCAGCUAGCCUGUGGGGAGCCAAACUGAAUCAGCAAACCACCCAUUCCUAUGAAGAUAAAAGAAACCUGGGCUCAUGAGGAUUGCUGGGCACACACCGAGUGGGAUAUCCACCAAGCACUGGAGUACAGAUAACACUGCACUACCACCACUGUGGUAAGAGCAUCAGAUGUCUUGAUACCUGCACAAUUCACAUAAAUCAGGCUAAUCUCACAGAUAUGUUGUCUAGACAUAUAUUUAUUUACUCAGUUUUCUAUUGUCUCUAUAGUAUUCUUAUCAGAAUGCUUGUGUACUUUGUAUUACACAAGAAUAGGAAGUUGAGUUAUACAUUUGGAUACAGUCCCUCGACGAGUGCUGAUUUAACUGUGGUAAUAAUGGCCCUGUAGAAAGAAUUCUUACCACUAAAUGCUUUUUAUCAGCACUCUAAUGGGAUGUCUGGUCUCAUAAUAGGGUGGAUUGGGCUGAAUUGUGGUGACAUUCUGUGUGGGAGUAGACUUUUAUGGGAGGUCUGACUGGGCUGUGGUGGGCCCAGGCAGGCGACAGACUUCUCAUCUCCACAGGAAGUCUGUUCUGUCUGUCUUCCUUGCUGAACAGAUGAGGGGCCGGGAUGGUACCCUACAUUCUCAGGAAUUUGUUCUUUAGAUUAUGUUCCAAAAACUUUGCAAAUAACAGAGUUGUCGAUUUAAAGAAAGCACAUGUGGAUUCUUCAAUCCUACCGCAUUGUAUGUACUUUAUUCUUUAUGGGCAUAGUUGCAGCAGUGUUUUUGGAACUGGUUCUAAACAACUAAAUAACAUGUUCCUGAAAAUAUAACCUAGUCUAAUGACCAUCCCGAGAGGAGAAGGGCCAUUAGGUGAGGUCCCGAGGCACAGCCAAUGUUCCUCCCAGCAGGGAGACAUCCAAGAGUAGGAGAAACAGGGUACAGUGUUAGAGGAGGAGGCAGCGCUGGCUGUCUCCAGCCCCUAAGGUAAACAGGAUCUUGUCCUGAAGGUCGCUGGGGUGCUCCACAAGGCCACUGGAGACAAUAUCCUGGGUAUUAUUAUCGGAAACGACUAAGAAUAGAGAGCAUGGUGGUUGUCGUGCUUUUGGUUUGUGUUUGGACCAGACGAGCCAAAACGGAAGAUAUUUCUAUAGAAGUGUUACGGUUGUGAAGAUAAUGUUCUGGAAGGGAGUGGCACGUGAGGGGAAGGGGGAGGGCACAUGAUAUUUUGAUUUGAUUUUGAUGGUAAAAUGUCUAAGCUUUUUCAGCCUGUCUGUUAUAGAACUUUUCAAGAUUUUGAGUUGUAGGCCUGGCACCUAAAUAGAGAAGCCAUAUUUUGUAAGCUUUUCACAAAUGGAGACUUAAUGUUUUACUGUAUUUUAUUCCAGAUUUUGUUACUUAUUUAUUUUAAAAUAUGUGAUACUGGGCAUAUAGGAUAGACUACCUACACUACAAAAUAAAUGUACUCAUACGUGUUAUUCGAUAAUUUCAACCAAACUGCUUGCACGCGGCAACAGGCGUCUCCAUAGCCAGCCGCUAAAAUAGAACUUGGUUCUAUUUGAGAUGCUUGAUGCGCUGCAAGUCCCGCUUCUCCCAUCUACUCAUUGGUUUUCACGAGCAUACUAACCCACGUGGGUGAUUGGAAUAUGAACGAGGAGAGACUAAUCAAAGAAAACAAACUAACUAGGUUUCUCAAAUAGUCACCUAAAAAGGACCUAAUGUGUUUCAGGUAAAAUAACAACCCGAUGUUUAUCUCCCAGGACAAAUUAGCUCGCUAAAUGUCCAUGAAUGUUUCAUGUGUGCUUCGACCUCUCCCCAAAUUAAUAUAGUUGGUUUUGGUGUUUUAACCUCUGUCAUUCAUGCGUCUCGUGGGGAAAGACAAUCAACAUACGCACGAUGGCACACACGGGGCCAGUUUGAUCAAGGUGUCAGUGUUUCUUUCUUUAUAAUUGAAGUGAUUUACAAGGUGGACCACACUUAAAUGACUAAUCUAACCGCUUAUAAAUUAGAUUACUGCUAAACUGACUUUGGUCUUCUGAGACAACGUGUGUGUUUGCCGGGGUAAUAAAAAUGCUGUCCAAUACCUGCCCUAUGGGAGUUAGAUUAAUUGGACCUGCUUGACACUGGUGAAAUCAAUAGCAAAGCAAACUCCAGUGUAAUGCAUCAGAGAUUCAGGUGUUAGACCAUGCACGUGAUUGUCAGUCUUUUUUCACUUCAUUGCUACACCUUUCAAAUUAAUCAUUUGGUAUUUUCUGAUGGAUGACCUAUCAUGAUGCCAUUGAUUUUUGUUGCUGCCAAUACAGGCUAUGUAGUACACAUCACAUUCAUUCAACGUAGAAUGCUUUCUUAUAAUGCCAGAGGCAAGCUAUGGUAGACUUUGUUGAUUUUGAGUGUUAAAUGGCUUAAAGAAUGUAGCCUGUUGUUAAUUGCAGUAGAUAAUCUGUGUUCCAUAUGCCCAUACCAUUUUUUUUUUAAUGGCAUAAUAGGCUCUUUCCAUAUUUCUGUUAUUGUAUUUCAAAUUGGAGGCGGAGCCCACCAUUAUAAAUGGCAAGUAUUUCAGAAAAUGUUUUGCUGUUCUGUAAUUUUGAUCAUAAGAACUUGAACAGAUCAUGAAACAGGUUGUUUCAAAAUUCAUACUUGUGUUCUAUCUAGAACAUUAGGCGAGUACGGACGUCAACCUGCAUUUUUCAAGUGCGAUUCCAAACGUAAGUACGUGAAAAGGCAAGUAUGUACUAAGUUUACCGGAAGUUCCAUAAGCGUACUUGGGAUGUCUGGAAAAUAAAGCGCGGAUGGGAGCAUACUUUUUCGGGGAGGCUAUCACAUAACACCUUAUGGCGCAGCAAACAUUUUUUUUACUUCUUAAUUAAUGGCGGACUAGAGUCCCGCUUGGGAGAUCAAUUUCCAGAGGAUUAAGAAAUACUUUUGUAAAUUGUAAGUCUUGUGUUUUUAUUCAACAGAUUUUUAAAAUGUUCAAAUUACUUUCAUAUGAAUUUUUCAUUCAAAUGUUGAGUCACUGGUGUUUAUCAGACUGAUAGCCACUCUCGUCGGACGUCAUAGGUAGCUAGCAGUGAUCUUGUCCUGCUAAUCAGCUGUUUUAGAGAUGAGCAACUAAACUAACUAAUCGUGAAGAAGGCAAUAUGUCAAUUAUGAAGAUCCAGACAGUUUUUCAUUUAUUUUUUUAUCCAGAAUUUUUAUACUUGCUAGCCAGCAAAUGACAAAUUCAAAUUUGUUUUUUGUCUGUUUGUUUUCAGGGACAGAUAGCAACUGAUGCGUUAAUUUUACUCCAUGGCAUUGGCUUGGCAGGACAAAAGUCAUGCCCGAUGGUUUGGAGAAAAUGGGUUGAAUAAUCAACUAAAAGUAAAUCGGUGACCACUUGAUCAAGCCUAUGAAUAUUCUAAACUUUUUACAAAACCAUUGCACAUUUGUAAAGGUAGUUGUUUCUCAGCAUCUUGAACCAGGGGUGUGACCAUGAGUCCAAACAAAAACGAGAUUCUAUUGGACAAAUUCAGGUUGAAGCACAUCCCAUCCUAACACCUAGACACAUGUAAAGAACUUGGAAACCUGCCGUCCAUCUGGAAUAUCACCCUAUCCCAGGGGUUUAGUCAGUAGUUUAUUAUUAAGCAGUGUGCAACAUCACCACAGUAGAUUCAUACAUGUUGUUUUCUAUCAUGGAACUUAUGAAGCUCAUUCUAAAAUACAAUGAGUUCUCUUCUAGGGGAACUUCACUGUGUGCAAGUUUUUAUUCCUGCCCUGCACAAGCACCUUGUUCAACUAUUCGUGGUCUAUAAUUUACAGGAAAACAAAUAAAAGCGACCCAUGUUUAUUAAAAAUGACAAGUGUUGAUGUCUCCCCACAGUCCUGGUUUUGAGGCUUGUCAUCUGGGGGCUGCAGUUAAUCUGUCAAAUUCCCUACAAGGAGAGAGAAAGGCAUUCAUAAUAUUACAAUGGUGUAAUUAUUUCAUGUAAUUCCUGUUUGAUAUGCAUGCAUAUAAUUAAAGUGGACAUUGUCCUUUAAUAUGCCAGUGUUUGUUUUGUAUCCAAUGCGUUUAGCUUACACUAGGAUGAAGUGGCCUUCUAAUCUAGUUGUAGUAUUGCAUCAUAUCGCCUAUCAUUUGGUUAUCAGUGUAUGAAGUGAAUGUAAAACAAAGCUAGCUUGAACAUAAUAUGCAUGGGUGUUAUAGUUGUGUGAAUUUAGCACUGAAAGCCUGCUCAUUAGAAAUGUAAUGUUAGAUUCACAGUGAAACACAAAUUGCCAGAAUAUUAAUAAUUCUUAAACCGUAAGCAAAAUAGUUUAUUUUUGCUUCAAGCGUACCUGUCAUACGUCCACAACGAUGUAGCAGCAGACCAAGUAAUGUGUGAGAGGAGGACCCCACAAAGUAUUGAUUCUGGUCGAUGUCAGCUUAAUUCACUAACAUGUACUGAGGAGAACGAUUCUGUGUAAAAAAAAAUGUAGCUAGCUGACUGCGUGGUGAUGUGGUUUCCUGUUUAUGUCAGUCACAUCGAAGUACGUUUCAAAUUUAACGGAUUUUAAGCACUGCGUUCUCCAUUCUAGACAGUAUGCUCUCUCAGGUGUUCUUGGAAGUUCACCCUUGAAAGAACUGGUGAACGCAGGUGUGCAUUUUGAAACAUGGCCAUACUGUAUGUCAUACUACUCUCCUCUUCCCAGGUAAACCAUGAUCCCCAUCACUGAGCUGCGUUACUUUGUAGACUGUCAGCCUGCCUACCGUAUCCUGAAGCCAUGGUGGGACGUCUUCACCGACUACAUCUCUAUCGUCAUGCUCAUGAUCGCCGUGUUCGGGGGCACGCUGCAGGUCACUCAGGACAAGAUGAUCUGCCUGCCCUGCAAGUGGGUAGUCAACCAGACCUGCAGGAGGUAUUUCAAUGCCACCCUGUCUGCCCCGCUGAUGUUGGAGCCCAAAGGGAUCCAAUACAACCUGGACCGCCACCAGUACAACUACGUAGACGCCGUCUGCUACGAGAACCGCCUGCACUGGUUCGCCAAGUACUUCCCCUACCUGGUGCUACUGCACACGCUUAUCUUCCUGGCAUGCAGUAACUUCUGGUUCAAGUUCCCCCGGACUAGCUCCAAACUGGAGCACUUUGUGUCGAUUCUCCUGAAAUGUUUUGACUCUCCCUGGACCACCAGGGCUCUGUCUGAGACGGUGGUGGAGGAGAGCGACCCCAAGCCGAUGAAGAUGAAUGGCUCAAUGGAUAAGAAAGUGUCGUGUAUCAGCGAGGAUGUGGAGGCUAGCGUCCCCAUGCUCCAAAGGACAAAGUCUCGCCUGGAGCAGGGUAUUGUGGAUCGCACAGAGACUGGCGUCCUGGAUAAGAAAGAAGGUGAACAGGCAAAGGCCUUGUUUGAAAAAGUGAAGAAGUUCCGCAUACACGUGGAAGAAGGAGACAUUGUGUACAGGCUCUACAUCCGACAGACUAUUAUCAAAGUCAUUAAGUUCAUUUUGAUUAUCUGCUAUACAGGGUAUUAUGUGCACAAUAUUCAGUUCAGCGUGGACUGUAGUGUGGAUCUAGAGGACCUCACGGGGUAUAGCAUGUAUCGUUGUGCUCAUCCUCUGGCCACACUGUUUAAGAUCCUAGCUUGUGUCUACAUCAGCUUAGUGGGGGUUUAUGGAUUAAUUUGCAUGUAUACCCUCUGUUGGAUGCUGCGGCGCUCGCUGAAGAAAUACUCCUUUGAGUCGAUACGAGAGGAGAGCAGUUACAGCGACAUACCGGACGUAAAGAACGACUUUGCUUUCAUGCUGCACAUGAUCGACCAGUACGAUCCGCUGUACUCCAAACGCUUUGCUGUCUUCCUGUCUGAAGUGAGCGAGAACAAGCUGCGGCAGCUCAACCUGAACAAUGAGUGGACUCUGGACAAACUGAGGCAGAGGAUCACCAAGAACUCCCAGGAGAAGCUAGAGCUGCACCUGUUCAUGCUGAGCGGCAUCCCAGACACCGUGUUUGAUCUGAUAGAGUUGGAGGUGCUGAAGCUGGAGCUCAUCCCAGACAUCACCAUCCCUCCCAUCAUCGCCCAGCUGGUCAACCUGAAGGAGAUGUGGCUAUACCACACCCCAGCUAAGAUCGAGGCACCGGCCCUGGCUUUCCUCAGGGAGAACCUCAAGUCCCUCCACAUCAAAUUCACAGACAUCAAGGAAAUCCCUCUGUGGAUCUAUAGUUUGAAGAACCUGAGCGAGCUGCACUUGACGGGGAACCUGAGCGCAGAGAACAAUCGAUAUAUUGUUAUUGAUGGGCUACGGGAGCUGAAGAGGCUCAAGGUCCUCCGGCUAAAGAGCAACUUGACCAAGCUACCUCAGGUGGUGACUGAUGUGGGGGUGCACCUCCAGAAGCUCUCAGUUAACAACGAGGGCACCAAGCUGAUGGUUCUCAACAGCCUGAAGAAGAUGGUGAACCUGACAGAACUGGAGCUGAUACGUUGUGAUCUGGAACGCAUCCCACACUCCAUCUUCAGCCUGCACAACCUGCAGGAGAUUGACCUCAAGGACAACAAUCUGAAGACUAUCGAGGAGAUCAUCAGCUUCCAGCACCUGCACCGUCUGGUCUGCCUUAAACUCUGGUACAACCAGAUUGCCUACAUUCCCAUCCAGAUCGGCACCCUCAACAACAUGGAGAGGCUCUAUCUGAACAGGAACAAGAUUGAUAACAUCCCCAGUCAGCUUUUCUAUUGUCGUAAACUACGCUUCCUGGACCUGAGCCAUAACAACCUCACCUACAUCCCAGCAGACGUGGGGUACCUGCAGAACCUCCAGUACCUGGCAGUCACAGCCAACAGAAUUGAGACCCUGCCCAAUGAGCUGUUCCAGUGUAAGAAGCUCCGUACUCUGAACCUGGGGAAUAACUGCCUGACGUCUCUGCCAUCACGCUUCGGGGAGCUGACGGGGCUGAUCCAGCUGGAGCUGAGGGGGAACAGGCUGGAAUGUCUGCCCGUAGAGCUGGGGGAGUGCAAGCAGCUGAAGAGGACGGGCCUGGUGGUGGAGGAGGACCUCUUUAACACCCUGCCCACCGAGGUGAAGGAGCAGCUGUGGAAGGUGGACAAGGAGACGGCCUGAACAGAUGGGGGUUGGAGGUGGAUGUUCACUCCGUUGAAACAGCUAGGGCCCCUGGAGGGCGGGGGAGGACUACACAGACCCAGACAGCACACUAACUGAGCAGGACCUGCUCACUUUGACUGUACUCUACUGCAGGGCUGCUUUUCAAGGGAAUCUAUGCUAAUGUCCCACCGCCAUGCUACUUUUUUCCUGCAGUAACAGUUGUGAAAUGCCGUUUUAAAAGGGACAUUGGUAAGGAAAAGUGUUAAGUUUUACAAGAUGUGUGUGGAUUGAAUGAGAUCAGAUGUGUUGCAUAUGAGAUUGCAAAAUGCAAAUGCAAUAUUCCUGUAAGAGAGAGAGGACUUAAAUAAUUAGCCAGCAGAUGCAUUUUCUGGGGGGCAGUGUUAUUGUCAUUCAGACAGGGUAUAUUAUCCUGUCAUAUCGUAUCGUAACCCAUUUAUAUAACACAAUGCAGUAGACUACCCUUGAUCCAGAUUCUCUAGGGUGCUACGGGAUGUUUGGAGAUUUACGGAACGGGGCUAUGGAGAAAAAUGGGGGAAGGCCUCAGGGCCAUGCUUUUUACAUAUCAGGUGUGGGGAGGGUUUAGUAUUAUUUAUUUUUUAUUGAGUCCUGUAAUUGAUCAAAUUAUGUUUUCUCGGUUUUAGAAUGAGUUGCUUACUAUAUAACGAUGUGUGCCCGAUGCCGCCCCAAAACCCUUAUUCUCCUCUGGGCACCCAAUUUCAAGUGACCUAUAGUCUAUUUGCUGUGAUCCCAAUCAAAUGAUCCAUUGCUUAUAGGCCUAGGCUAUACGAAGUAAGAAAAUGAACUUCCUGAAUGUUUUGCGCUGCUCUGAUGGUGUAAAUUAAACUAGACUACACUGCAAUGGAUAUUCCAGUCAAGAACUCUGCCCUGCUCUUGCUGACCAAAACCUGUUUGCACAGCCAUUGGUUAGAUAGCACAAUGUGGCAGUUCAGGAGGUGAGUCAGAUAUCUUCUGAAAAUAAUUUUUAAUUCCGGUUAAUUUGAGUAGGCUUAAUUAAUUUCAAGUCUUCAUUUUAAUUUGACUUUACUAACAAGAGGGCUUUGUGUUGGAGCCUAUUUCUUCCUAUUUAAGAAAAAGAGGUAGGCCUACCUGUUUGACAAAUGAAAUCAUAGGAUGUUAUAGAUUUUUCUCGGCCAGUUCCUCCAACAACCAUGCACUCUUUAAAAGCAUCUGUUAGUGAAGGGCUUGGUGUGUUAAGUGAAACCCCCUCAAUUCGAGCCAUGGUUAUGUGAGAGUAUGGCAUACCUUUUGUUAAAGAAAAUGGCUAAAGGCAUAGACCUACCCUUUUAUUUUUUAAAAAAUAAAACGGACCCUAUUAUAGAAAGCAAUCUGUAGUGGUGCUUUAGUCCGUGAUGCUGUAAAAUACAUGGGAAAGACGAGACUGAUGCAUAUGGGGAUGUAUUUGGUUUGUCUCUAUGACAUUGAGUCUGAGCUACAUCCUUCUAUAGCCGACGAGACACAAAAAUUGACUUUGCUUGGGAAGUAAUCUAAUAUGUGUGAUUCUGUCGCUAUCAAUUGAGCUAUUAAUUUUCUGUAAAAUGUUUAAACUCCAACAGCUUUUAGGGAGGUAUGCAAGGUCAAUGCAUUCCUCUGACACAGCAAAACGCAUGAAUAAGAGGAGCCUGCUUGUCAUCGGAAAUGUGGAUUAUAACACAGCUGCAAUGAGCAUUACUAUGGAUGAAGACAAGAUUAACAAAAUAUGGUCUUUUUACAAAAGUACAACAAAUACAUCAUAGGAAUGAUAGCUGGCUAUCGCUAUGUAAACCUGGGAUUGUAUGUCAAUCACUAACUGCUAUAGUACUAGCGUUGCUCCUUCUAGCCAAAGGUUAGGGAUUCUUCUAAAUAGGCAGUGCAUGGACAUUUUCACAUGUCAGUUAAUGGGAAGAGAGAUGUGAAUAAGAAGUCAAGAAGAUUUAAAGGGAUUUAUUGAACAUAUAUAUAUAUAUUGCACUAGAUGGAUGAAAUCAUCUUAUCUACAGUAAGAGGAUAUUCUUGUAUUACACCGUCGGACAAAUGCACAAAAAGCACAGUGUGUAGGCUAUUUAUGUUAUUGGAGGUUAUGAUGAAAUGCAAAUGUCCUCAGCAAUGCUGGCGUAGACAAUCAACACUAAUUUCAUGGUGUAUUUUCAGUGACAUUAUGCAUGUUAUAAUAGAGUUAUGUACAUAUUAAUGCUAGAUUACACAGAAAGUGAGACAAGACUAACAGUAAAGACCAGAUUAAGCCUAGUCCAGGACUAAAAAGCAUUCUCCGUCUCAAUGGAAAUUCUAAUUUGAAAGAGGGUUUUAUUCCAGGACGAGGCUGAAUCUGUCUAGGAAACCGACCCUAGAUGAGUCCUGCCCAUCAUCAAGCGUGGGGUGUCUUGAAGAAACUGUCCCCUUAUGUCCUGUGCAAUGCAGUUUUCAAUAUGGAAACUGCAUUUGGUGCACGGGGUGUUUGUUGAAGUCUGUGAAUCAAUGUGUAAUCCCAAGGAAACCCAUUUGAAUCUUUUUUUUUAAUCUACUCUCACUCACUAGCCUAACUCACUAAAUCAAUCUUAUUGAAGCCACUAUUUUUAGGUAGGUUUAUUGAGUGGUAAAUGAAAUGCAAGCAAUACUUAAUGAUAUUAAUUUGAAGAACAGUCGCACUUAGACAUUCCAUUUUUCUUCAUUGUUGACAGCUAUGAGUACAGUACACCAAAACCUCAGGAAAUUGCCAUUCAAUUUUAUCCUCCUUUUGUUGACAUUUUUGUUUAUUCCACUCAGUAUUUUGAUGUUAAUUUAAGUUGUUAUACCACACAUUUUUAUAUUUCUAUACUUUUUAAAAUGUUUUCUGGUUUUUAUUAGCAUUUAAUAUAAUAUGAAUUGCUGGUUCGAAAUUGUCGAACUUUUAAUAAAAUAAAUCUGAAAUCUUACAUCACAUGGGGCAAUUCAUUUCUAUGUCUUCUGUUUGUUAAAUCGGUGUUUCAGAAUGUAACUAGGUUAAAGGUUUCUUUUGGUUCUCACUUGAAUUAAGUGUAUGGAAGGAAAGUAUGUUCUGUUUUUAAUCUUAUUUGUCAUCCUUUCCAACAUGUCAUUUUGACACUAUUGUUUUUAAAUCUCAUUACUUUGACUGACAACCCCAGUUUAACUUUUCAUUCAGACACAGUGAGUAGCAGUCAGUAGUGUAGCACCAGUAUUACAUUUAUUUAAAAAAAAUAAUUCAGCACUUUUGGACAAUAACUGCUAUUUUGUUUAAAUGACAUGAAUGUUGUGAACUGUGUCUCAUGCUAAUUAUCCCCUUAAGCAUUAUCACCUCCUUUACUCUUUCAUUCCUGUUAUGACAUUAUAGUAUAAUAAAUGUAAUUAUGCACAUA